Glycine soja is the source of this 1866-nucleotide messenger RNA. Its product is annotated as ATP-dependent Clp protease proteolytic subunit 5, chloroplastic-like. Gene Ontology annotation, cellular component: endopeptidase Clp complex. The transcript is spliced from 8 exons. Lineage: Eukaryota; Viridiplantae; Streptophyta; Magnoliopsida; Fabales; Fabaceae. Bases 975 to 1520 code for a protein of 181 amino acids. The record is from RefSeq and is a predicted model, not a curated record. Gene Ontology annotation, molecular function: serine-type endopeptidase activity; ATPase binding; ATP-dependent peptidase activity. Gene Ontology annotation, biological process: protein quality control for misfolded or incompletely synthesized proteins.
AAAGCAAAACAAAUAGUAAAAUGGCGAACGCACCCUGCCUUCGUUGCAGCUCCCUUGUUCUUCCCUCCCUAACACCCACUUCUUCUUCUCAGAGCCUUUCACUUGCUUCACACACUUAUCUUCCCUCCUGGAAAUUGAUAGGGAAUAAAUAUAGUACUAAGAAAUCUCUCGGGAAGGUGAAGGCCGUGUACGCUAAUGAAUUUUGGGCGCCAGAGACGAGUCAAGUCAGGGAAUUUGGUCUAUCAGAGCUUUUAUUUUCUCUGAUUUGUUUUAUUUUCUGUUAGGAUAAACUUUUUGCACUUACCGGAAAAAAAAAUAAGGAGGCAAAAUGAAAUAAGUUAGGCCAGUUUGUUUAAAUUUAAAAUAAGUAUUUUAAAAAAUGUACUUGUUUAAUAAGUUGAUAAAAUUUGCUUAUCAAGAUAAACAUAAAAUUAUUUUUUUAAACAGAAAAUAAGCACACUAAAAACAGAAAUUACUUAUUUUAUUAAAAUGAGUAUUUUUUUAAUAAAUAAAUUUAAGCAAACUUUUUUUAACUCAUAGAUAAGCUAAAUUUAGUUUUUAGAAAGUUAUUUUCUUUUUCUAUAAGUAUUUAUGGAUAAAUUUAUCCAAAAAGGGCUUAAGGUUUUAAGCUUUUUAUCUUUCUCUCAUAUAUAUGCUGAUUAUGUCUUCGAAGGGAUGAUUUGCGAGUCCCAUCUUCCCCUUAUUUUCCUGCAUAUGCACAAGGACAUGAACCACCACCAAUGGUGCAGGAGCGGUUCCAGAGUGUUAUUAGAUAGCUUUUUCAAUAUCUAGGCCUUUUUUUUCUUCCUCUAAGGUUGAGUGUUCACCUUCUAUUUAGUCUUUGUCUUUCAACUACUAACAAUAUGUUUUGGUAUUUAGAGAAUAAUACGUUGUGGGGGAGCCGUAGAUGAUGAUAUGUCUAACAUCUUAGUCGCCCAGCUUCUUUACCUUGAUGUCCUAACAAGGAUAUUGUCAUGUACGUAAGUUCUCCGGGAGGAUCAGUUACAGCUGGCAUGGCAAUAUUUGAUACAAUGAGGCAUAUUCGACCUGAUGUGUCCACUGUUUGCAUUGGACUGGCAGCUAGUAAGGGUGCUUUUCUGCUCAGUGCAGGGACUAAAGGUAAUGAUUCUUUUACCAUGAGCAGUAAGGGUGCUUUUCUGCUCAGUGCAGGGACUAAAGGAAAGAGAUAUAGCUUGCCAAAUUCAAGGAUAAUGAUUCACCAACCGCUUAGUGGCCAAGGAGGACAAACUGACAUAGAUAUUCAGGCAAAUGAAAUGCUGCAUCACAAGGCAAACCAGGGGUAUCUUUCCUAUCACACUGGUCAAAGUUUAGAAAAGAUCAACCAGGAUACAGACUGUGAUUUUUUCAUGAAUGCGAAAGAAGCCAAAGAAUAUGGAUUCAUAGACGGUGUCAUCAUGAACCCUCUCAAAGCUCUCCAGCCAUUGCCGGCUGCAGUGGAAGGUAGAAUGGAGCCGUGCACGUGUGCUUUUGGGAUUUGGAUUCGCACGGCUAUUGGAUAAGGUUUCUGCAAUUGGAUUCCCCCAAAAUAAUAAUGGAAACGAUACGAGGCAACCGUGACCUUUUCUGUGCGGGUUCAUGCAAUCGGACAUUAAAGUUACUGGAUAUAAUAAUAAAAUCUGACAAAACGAUUAGGUUAGAUUAGUUACGUAUACUCACUUUAAAACUAGAAUGGAUAUGCAUCAUAUUUGAUGUAGAGUUAACAAUAAAAAAUAAAUCAUUAAUGUAGUCGUACUUUCCGGUACAAAACAAUUAAUGAUACAGGUAAAAUCAUGAAACGAUUUGCUUAUAGGGUGUGAUAAAAAGAACUACUCCUUGAUCAAUAAAAAACAAGAUUACCACUAUUAA